UCCCAAAAAGCCACGUCGUUUGCAACAACGCUUAAGUCCGUAAUGGCGAUGGAGAAAAUAGGUGUAUUGAUGACAUGCCCAAUGUUAUCCUACCUAGAAGAAGAGCUCAACAAGCGUUUCAACCUCUUCAGAUUCUGGGAAGCUCCUUCUAAGUCCGAGUUCCUGACUCGGCACAGUGACUCAGUCCGAGCUGUUGUGGGAAACGCAUUUUUCGGUGCUGAAUCGGAACUUAUCAACGCAUUGCCAAACUUGGAAAUCGUAUCAUCUUACAGUGUGGGUUUGGAUAAGAUUGAUUUGGUAAAGUGUAAAGAGAGAGGGAUUAGAGUUACUAAUACACCUGAUGUGCUCACUGAUGAUGUAGCGGAUGCAGCGAUUGGACUGACAUUGGCGACUUUGAGGAGAAUUUGUGUUGCUGAUGGGUUUGUCAGACGUGGGUUAUGGAAAAAUGGCGAUUUCGAGUUGACUACAAAGUUCAGUGGUAAGUUAGUUGGCAUAAUUGGAUUGGGCAGAAUUGGUUCAGCAAUAGCAAAGAGAGCUGAAGCAUUUGGAUGCCCCAUUAGCUACCACUCCAGAUCCAAGAAACCAAACUUAAACUACAAAUUCUACUCUACUGUGGUUGAUUUGGCUGCAAAUUCUGAAAUCCUUAUUGUUGCAUGUGCUUUGACUGAAGAAACCCAAGAUAUAGUCAAUCGCAAAGUGCUUGAUGCAUUAGGUCCAAGGGGCAUCUUAAUCAAUAUUGGACGAGGUGCACAUGUAGAUGAAUCUGAACUUGUAGCUGCACUGAUUGAAGGCCGUAUUGGAGGGGCUGGUCUUGAUGUUUAUCAGACGGAACCAGAGGUUCCUGAACAAUUGUUUGGACUUGAGAAUGUUGUUCUGUUGUCCCAUGCUGCAAGUGAUACAGUAGAAACUUGCACGGCCAUGGCAGACCUUGUCAUUGCAAACUUGGUAGCUCAUUUUCUUCACAAACCAUUGUUGACUCCUGUGCUCUGAACAUGUUCAUUCAUCAGUGCUGGCUGGGCAAUCAGCAGGAGUUGUAUCUUUGAACUCAUUGAACACUUCCAAGAUUCUGGAAUUGUAAUCUCUUCUCCAAACUUUUGGAAAAACUAAAGUUUGGAAUAAGAAUUUGUUGAAAAAUAUUUAUUAAGAAAGAAGAGAGCACUUUUUGGCUAAAUUAGAGGGGAUUUAAAAGAGCCAUGGAAUUGUUUCUCUCACAUUAUUUUUAUUGGAAAUUGAUCUGAAAAAUCAACUUCAGGAUCUAUUAAGAAAUGAAGAAAUCUUUUAG
Messenger RNA from Solanum dulcamara, 1282 nucleotides. Its product is annotated as hydroxyphenylpyruvate reductase-like. Lineage: Eukaryota; Viridiplantae; Streptophyta; Magnoliopsida; Solanales; Solanaceae. The coding region runs from base 43 to 990 and encodes 315 amino acids. Gene Ontology annotation, cellular component: cytosol. The transcript has 2 exons. Gene Ontology annotation, molecular function: glyoxylate reductase (NADPH) activity; NAD binding; hydroxypyruvate reductase [NAD(P)H] activity. The record is from RefSeq and is a predicted model, not a curated record.